AAAUCUUCAUAAACAUCAAUUUAUUUAUUGAAGAUAGAUGGAACAGAGUUAGGAUCAUGAUAUUUUAAGUUUAAUUGAGUCAUAAAUUAUUAUUUUAGCAAGAAAAACCCUACGCUCUCAAGUAUUUUUGUAUAAAACAUGACUACACAGAGGGGUGUACUUAAUAAUGACCAUUUUAGCAACUUGAAGAAACAGUGCCAAGGCGAAAACAUUGAAGACAACAGUAACUAUUCCCUCCUGAACUCCGUUUUUGAGGUGCCUAUAGACCAGGCUGGCUUGUGCUGCUGCUGCCUUCAUCUGCAAAGCCAGAAGGGCUUGUGGCAGACUUAUGAAUGGAUGGCGGGCUGCGAAAAGUAUGGGGAUAUGUUUGGGGAGUGCUUUGGGUUAGAUAUGUCAGAUCAGAUCAAUGCAAAGAUCUGCGAAGUGUGUAUAACGCAACUGCGCAACGCGGUGUGUUUCAAGGCGCAAGUGUCUCGCUGUCAGGCUCGGCUACGUGAAGAAAGUGAUGUGAAAACUCAUGAGAGAAGACCAGAUAAGCAAGAGAAAACGGAGAAUGAAGUAAAAGUUGAAUAUGAUUGUGACAGGAAAGAUACCACAGAUCACGACGAUUUCUUUGAAGAUAGACCUCCCUCGGUGAAAUCAGAAAAUAGUAGUGAUGAAUCUAAUAAAAAACUGAAAAGGGGAAAUGAUAAGAGUAGUCCAAAGAACUCGAAAAGGCUACCAAUUAUAAACAAGCGAAAGAAAGGGCAAGGGAAAAGACUAAUCCAAAUCAAAAAGGAUCCCAAAGUUGACCGCAGAACCGUAGCCUUCCAGUCAGUGAAGUAUACGAAACCACGCAGAAAUGUUGGCCUUCUAUUAGAACAUUCCACCAUCUGCCCUUUCAAAUACAGCCAGGCCUACUUCAAAUGUUUCUACUGCAGUAAAAAUUUCCUAGUCUUCCAAGAACUGAAGAACCAUGUCAUAGAUUAUCAUUCGAACAUCAGCUUUAUUGACAUAGUAAAAGGCAUCACAAGACCGCACGAUCAAGUCAAGGUGGACGUUAGUGAAAUAUCUUGCAAAAUAUGUAAUGUAAAGUGCACAAAAUUGGACGAACUGGUGAUUCAUUUGAGUGUAACACACAGUGUGAAAUUCGAUGAGAAUCCAGAAGAUUCAGUUAUAAGCUACGAUUUGGGUGAUAAUAAAUUUAAAUGUACGGUUUGCAAGGAAGAGUUUUUGUUCUUUAAAACGCUAGCGAAGCAUAUGAACGAACACAGUUCGAACCAUGUCUGCGAUGUGUGUGGGAAGUGUUUUCUUCUUAUAGAAAGGCUGAGGGUACACGUGCAGAUGCAUUCGGAGAAUGCCAUUAAAUGUGAUAGCUGCGACAAGAUUUUGCCCACAAAGCAAGCCUUGAAAAGCCAUAUACGUUAUGCUCACGAGAAAAAACUGUACGCAUGUUCAAUUUGCAACGAAGCGUUUCCAACUUAUAGGAAAAGGUUGCAGCAUUUCGUAGAGAGGCACGGUCGAGCCCCUUUGAGUUUGCAGUGCGACCAGUGCGACAAAACUUUUAGCUCUAACAGCAAUUUGAAUCAUCAUGUCAAGCAUAAACACCUUAUGGUGCCUAGAGAAGCAAAGUAUACAUGCGAGGAUUGUGGUAGAAAGUUUAAAACGAAACGCGUUUUGACUGGUCACAAGCUUGUGCACUCAGGCGAGAAAAACUUCGAGUGCGAGGUCUGUAAAAAAAAGUUUGGGAGACUGAGUUCGUUGAAGGAACAUUUGAAGAUACAUAGAAAUGAUAAGAGAUGGUCGUGCGGUGCUUGCGCCGUUUGUUUUGUACAAAAAUGUAGCUUGAAAAACCAUAUCAGAGUGAAUCAUGCUGAAUAUAAUGUGGCUGAUUUGAUUGUUUAUAAAAGUCCUGAUAAAUAAAUAACUUUUACA
Ostrinia furnacalis (Asian corn borer) is the source of this 1914-nucleotide messenger RNA. Its product is annotated as zinc finger protein 680. Lineage: Eukaryota; Metazoa; Arthropoda; Insecta; Lepidoptera; Crambidae. Gene Ontology annotation, molecular function: zinc ion binding. The transcript is spliced from 6 exons. The record is from RefSeq and is a predicted model, not a curated record. Bases 139 to 1902 code for a protein of 587 amino acids. Gene Ontology annotation, cellular component: nucleus.